GGUUUUGGCCGGAAAUUGACCCGCGUUUCUCGAAAUACGCUCACCACCCUGUUGCUGCCCACUUCCUAAAUUCUUACAUACAUCACGCAUACACAAUAAAAACGAAAAACAGAUCUCCAACUCCCUCUUCCUUCUCUAAACCCCAGGGGGGGAAAUCACUGAAAGGGUUUCCAUAUAUAUCGAAACAACCAGAGCUUCUUCUUCCUGUUUUACAAUAAUAAUUUUAUCAUGUCCAUGUCAGAAGCAUGCGUGAUUCUUUUUGCGAUCAUGCUUUUGCUAAUCAGCUCUAAAGAAGCGGCGUCGUUUCAGUCGGGAUCCCGUUCGAUCCUCCGAGCUGUAGGCGGCGAAAACAAAGCGGUGGUUGAUUACGCUGUCGAUUUGAAUAGCACGAAUUUCGAUUCUGUUCUUCGUGACACCCCGGCCACUCACGCCAUCGUUGAGUUCUUCGCCAACUGGUGCCCUGCUUGCAGAAAUUAUAAGCCCCAUUACGAGAAGGUUGCAAGGCUUUUUAAUGGGCCUGAUGCAGUGCAUCCUGGCAUUGUAUUGAUGACAAGGGUGGAUUGUGCUUUGAAGAUAAACAAUAAACUCUGUGAUAAAUUUUCUGUGAGUCAUUAUCCUAUGUUAUUUUGGGGUCCACCUUCUAAAUUUGCAUCUCACGGCGUGGAACCUAAAGAAGAGAAGAGUGAAAUACGCAUGAUUGAUGAUGGACGGACAGCUGAACGUUUGGUUAGUUGGAUCAAUAAGCAUUUGGGCAGCUCAUAUGGCUUGGACGAUGAGAAAUUUGAAAAUGAGCAUCUUCAUUCAAACACAUCAGACCCUGGACAGAUUGCACGUGCUGUGUAUGAUGUUGAGGAGGCUACAGCCUUUGCCAUUGAAAUCAUACUCGAACACAAGAUGAUCAAACAACACACUCGGGUUUCACUCAUUAAAUUUCUUCAACUUUUAGCGGUUCAUCAUCCUUCAAAGAGGUGCCGGAAGGGAAGUGCAGAAGUGCUUGUGAACUUUGAUGAUUUGUGCCCACCAGAUAUGUGGUCACCUGACAAACAAGAAGUAGUCAGUAAUGGCAAGGGCAUGCUAGGGAAUUUCCAGAUUUGUGGGAAAGAAGUUCCUCGAGGAUAUUGGAUGUUUUGCCGUGGCAGCAAGAAUGAUACCAGGGGCUUCAGCUGUGGUUUCUGGGUUCUACUGCAUUCACUCUCUGUGAGGAUUGAGGAUGGAGAGAGCCAGUUUGCAUUCAGAGCUGUAUGUGAUUUUAUCCACAACUUCUUUAUUUGCGAGGAUUGUCGUCAACAUUUUUAUCAAAUGUGUUCAAGUGUCACCGUCCCUUUCAACACAUCCCGUGACUUUGCCCUUUGGUUGUGGAGUACCCAUAAUAAAGUCAACAAGAGAUUAAUGAAAAAAGAAGCUUCUCUAGGAACCGGUGACCCCAAGUUCCCAAAGGUUAUUUGGCCUCCAAAACAGCUCUGCUCUUUAUGUUACCUCUCUCAUAACCGGAGAGAAAAUGGAACCAGCCAAAUAGAUUGGGACAUGAAUGAAGUAUACAAGUUCUUGACUGGUUAUUAUGGCAAAACACUUACAUCUUUGUACAAGGAGAAGGGUCAUCUUGGGGAUGAAGUGACUGAUGGGGCUAUUGUAGAUCUGGUGGCCUCAACAAAUGCAGUUGUGGUUCCUGUGGGGGCUGCGUUGGCAAUCGCACUUGCUAGCUGUGCAUUUGGAGCACUUGCUUGCUGCUGGCGUUCACAGCAAAAAACCCGGAAGCCAAGGAGAAGCUGGAACUAAGAUAGUUAAAGGGACAAAACUAUACACGGUCAUUAAGGUGCCCAGUCGGGUUCAAUCAGGCUCUGAAUAGGAAUCCAGAUUACAAUCUCACUGACCUGCUUUGAGGUCCUACUCUGUACCAUAUUUUGAAAAUUUCCCUCUGAGCACGCUUUUGGAUUGUACAGAUUAAUAUUAUAAUUUCAGUCUUACAAGCGAUCAUUAUCUC
Molecule: messenger RNA, 1981 nt
Organism: Populus trichocarpa (black cottonwood)
Lineage: Eukaryota; Viridiplantae; Streptophyta; Magnoliopsida; Malpighiales; Salicaceae
Product: sulfhydryl oxidase 2
Exons: 12
Coding region: 229-1776 (515 amino acids)
Biological process (GO): protein folding
Cellular component (GO): Golgi membrane
Molecular function (GO): flavin-dependent sulfhydryl oxidase activity; protein disulfide isomerase activity
Source: RefSeq, a predicted model, not a curated record